AUGGCAUUGUAUAAGGCUAGGGAGUAUAAGAUAAAGCAGCGUGAGGAUGCUAGUGAGCCGGAACUGGGUUCUUUAGAGGCAUUCCUCAAUCCGCCUCCUCACACGGAAGCUGUUGAGCUCGAUAAGACUGAGCUCGAUGAGGCUGUGGAUUCGCAGUGGGAGCUGACGUCAGGAUCUCCAGCCCUAGGGAUAGUCCUGGGACAAACUGCAAUAAUGCUGGGCUUGAGCGUGGCAAGUGGCGUCGAUUGA
This is a messenger RNA of Perkinsus marinus ATCC 50983, 249 nucleotides long. RefSeq lists its product as hypothetical. The transcript is spliced from 3 exons. NCBI's taxonomy places the organism in Eukaryota, Perkinsozoa, Perkinsida, Perkinsidae. The record is from RefSeq and is a predicted model, not a curated record. The coding region runs from base 1 to 249 and encodes 82 amino acids.